AUCUACUCAGCAUAUGACUGGUUUGUCAACAUGCACUCAAACUGAGGAAAAAUGGGUUGAACCUAUGGAUGUUUUACUACUGGCCGCAGAAAACAAGAAUUUUUUGGAGGAAAAUAAAAGCUUAAAUGAUAAACUUCAGGCUGUAUAUGGAGCAUAUGAUCAACUUCAUCAGAAGACCUACACAGAGAAGAGAAAUGUAAAAUUGCAAGCUGAACUUUCACAGGAAUUUAAUGUUGAUGUCAUCAUUCAUGAUGCAAAACAAUUCAAAUAUUACACAGGUUUAACACCUGAUCAGUUCCUUGGUGUAUAUGUUUUUUUGGUACCGAAUGAUCAAGUUAUCCCAAUACAGUUUCCAACUAACAGAACAAAAGAAGUCAUGACAUUGAAUUUGAAAAAUCAUUUAUUUUUAACAAUUAUGAAAUUGAGACACGAUUUUCAUUAUUCUGACAUGGCUUUCAGAUUUAAAAUUAGUAAACAGACAACAAGUGUUAUUUUUACAUACUGGAUCAAUUAUAUGUUUUUGAGAUUUGGAGAGCUUUCCAUCUGGCCUCAUAGAAAUGUCAUCAAAGAAAAUAUGCCAUCCAAAUUUAAAGAAGAAUUUCCGACAACUUUUGGUAUUCUUGACUGUACGGAAAUAAAAAUAAACAAACCAUCAUCUCUUAAGGCCCAAUCACAAACCUACAGUGACUAUAAAAGCUGCAAUACUAUGAAAGGUUUAGUAGUGUGUGAUCCAAGGGGUUCAGUUACAUUUGCUUCAAUGUUGUUUAGUGGUGGUAUAUCUGAUAAGGACAUUUUUGUUCAAUCGAAGUUUGAAGACAUGCUCAAAGACUUGUUGGAUGAGGGUUACCUACUCCAAGGAGAUGGACUCAUGGCAGAUAAAGGAUUCAACAUUGAAGAGGAAGUAGAGAAAUGUGGGCUGCAAUUAAACAUACCACCCUUUUCAACCAUUGGAAAACAAAUGUCCAAGAGUGAUGCUUUACUUACCAAGAAAAUUGCUAAACACAGAGUCCAUGUUGAAAGAGCUAUUGAGAGAAUCAAACGUUUUAAAAUUUUAUCUGGAAAAUUUAAACUUUCUUUAUUUACUUUGAUUAACCAAAUAUGGCAUUAA
Molecule: messenger RNA, 1108 nt
Organism: Saccostrea echinata
Lineage: Eukaryota; Metazoa; Mollusca; Bivalvia; Ostreida; Ostreidae
Exons: 3
Coding region: 14-1108 (364 amino acids)
Source: RefSeq, a predicted model, not a curated record